Molecule: messenger RNA, 3463 nt
Organism: Aspergillus nomiae NRRL 13137
Lineage: Eukaryota; Fungi; Ascomycota; Eurotiomycetes; Eurotiales; Aspergillaceae
Product: exocyst subunit SEC8
Exons: 10
Coding region: 1-3429 (1142 amino acids)
Biological process (GO): Golgi to plasma membrane transport; exocytosis
Cellular component (GO): exocyst
Source: RefSeq, a predicted model, not a curated record
AUGAGUGGCCGAGGAGGUUACGCCAAUGGAUACGGGCACCCCGACGCCAGCCGAUAUGACCACACCGAUGGAGGUUAUGGCAACAGCAGCAAUCUGGCUGUAAACGGCUACGGAGGAGGUGGACGAGAGCGUCGGCCGGGAGGCUAUGGUGGAUUUUAUCCUGAGACUCCACAGCAACCUGGGUUGUCGCCAUCCCAAUCACCCGACCGACGCCGUGAAAGACGGGAUUGGGAUCGAGAUCACGGAUAUUCAUCAUCACGCUCACGCACGCGAGAACGAGACGGGGACCCCGAGAGGAAGCUACAAAGUUCGUCGCGCGAUGGCCGGCCUCAAGGGGACAAUGGUCGGUUGCCAGAUAGCAGCCGAGAGAAAGAUCAAAAUAUCCCCAGUAAUAACUCGGCUGGAUCGCAGGCUGUUGAAGAAAUUUUACAGUCCAUCCAACAAGAAUGGGAUCUCGUAGCCUCGGACGAAUGCGUCCCAGUUCAGGUAGCUUUACAAUUAAUGGACACAAGUACACUGGGGAAAGCCGAUCGCGAGCCCGAAUUUUUGGGUGUGCAUAAUCGAAUUCAAAGGACUUUGAAAUCUGUUGUCAACGAACACCACCAGGGCUUUAACAGCUCAAUUGGUACUUACCACAAGAUUCAGUCAAGUAUUCAAAGCUCCCAAGGCCGAGUUCGUAACUUGAAACAUGCUCUGGAACAGGCUAAGUCGGGGUUACUGUCAACUAAGCCCGAACUAAAAGACUUAGCGACCUCCUCUCAGAAGUACGACGAUAUUAUCCAGUUGUUUAGUCAAAUCCAAGAGAUACAAUCUCUUCCGGAGAAGCUGGAGUCGCGAAUAUCCGAUAAGCGAUUCCUCGCCGCCGUUGAGGUACUUCACGAUGCUUUCCGUCUCUUACGACGCUCCGAGCUGGACAAUAUCGGCGCUCUCGCAGAUAUUCGCGCCUACUUCACUAACCAAGAAAUAUCACUUACAGAUAUAUUGAACAACAGCCCAAGUCAAUCCGGAUGGGCUGGCACAUCUUGGGACAGACCGGUUUAUACUUUCCUCGCGAAGCUGGACGCUUCGGCACCCAUGGUGGAGGAUGCUUCUCGUAACCCGGAAGCUGACACAUUCUACUAUAUCCGACUCUUAAUCGAAGCAUUGAAUAAAAUGGGUCAUUUGGAUAUCGCUGUCGACCGGAUUGAACAGCGGCUUCCAGUUGAACUCUUUGCGGUGGUUGACAAAACAAACGCGGAAGUUGACGCACGCUUUCCAGAUUUGACUCGUGGCUUUGCAGCGAAGGAGAGUAAGACAAACCUACCGACUGAAACAAUCGAGAACCGUGGGCAUGUCUUAUCUGAGUUUUUGUGGACCUUGUAUGCCAAAUUCGAGUCUAUUGCGGAAGGUCAUCGCGUUGUCCAUGAUGUCAUUGCAGCUAUUGUUGAACGUGAAGGCAUUCCUAAAAGCAGCUCUCUUGCAGGGGGUUUCAAGGAGCUGUGGAAACUCUACCAAAGUGAGAUUCGAUCACUCAUGCAUGAUUAUCUAGCGACUGAUGGAGAGUCAUCCCUCCGGCCAGGAGGUGAAGACGACUCCAAGCGCCAUCUUUACUCAGGCUACAGAGACAAGAGCAAGAAAAUGUUCAAACUGUCCGAGACGGAUGGGACGACGGAAAUGAAAGCCGAACAAAAUGAAUUAGAUGAAAUACUCCGCUCUUCUGUCCCAGGUCUGGUGUCGAAGACAAGACAGAAAUCUACUCCGAAUGGGACUUCGGAUUCCAAGCAAGGAAAUUCAGGAACUGGUCAUAAGAUUCUUAUCGAACCAAGUGUAUUCAACAUGAGCAUCCUUCUUCCACCUUCGCUCUCUUUCAUUCAACGCCUAAAGGAAAUUGUACCCGUGGAUUCCGAUAUUGCUAUGAGUACUUUGACUUCCUUCUUAGACGACUUUAUGGUCAACGUGUUCCUCCCCCAGCUUGAUGAGACGGUCACAGAUCUCUGUAUGUUGAGUUACAUUACACCAGAUGCAUUUACAGAAGAUCCCCAAUGGCUGGCGGUGUCUCCGCGUCCAGUCUUCAAGGGUACGGUUAAAUUCAUGUCCAUCAUCCGCGAGUUCAGUAAAAUGCUGUCUAGUAUCCCCCAUGACCAAGCAUUCACACAACUACUGAUCACACAAAUCGUGAAUUAUUACGAUAAAUGCUGUGGGUGGUACAGAGCCAUCGUGACCAAAAUCUCUCCUCGUGACAAUGGUGAAUUCCGACUCAAGGCCGCUGCACAAUAUGCCAGAUCAGGUGACAUCCACGAUGUAGUCAGUGAGCUAUGGAAAACAGAAGCAAGUAACAAGGAAGAGCUUGUAGAUAAGGAAACUAACCUGCUCCUCGAACAUACAAACGAAGUACCUUUGGAGCCGUACGAUAUCAUCUCUGAUCCUAAAACCGUCAUGGCUCUCUCUCUUCUAUAUAACAGCACACAAUGGCUUGCAAGCCAUUUAUUGAAAUUGCGCCAAGUUACGCAGCCAUCAUCUGAACCACGGCACCCACAAGAAAGCGGGCCACCAAACCGCAGAUGGACCUUGAUUGGUGCUAUGGUGCCAAAGCAUGAGGGAUCAAACCAACCAGUGUACCUUCCCUUAAACCAAGAAACUGCGACUGCGUUCGAUACUACUAUCGAAUCGCUGCGCGAUCUUUCUUCAACCGCACUUUUCGCUUUACACAUUGACAUUCGGUGUGGCAUUAUUCAUAUGCUCACGAGGACCAUGGCUGGCCCCAACCCCAGGAAUAAUCGCCAUUCCGAACCUACAACUCCCUCCCCCAACUCGAACAUUACUUGGUGGCAUAUAGUCCUGAACCAGCCAACUUCCGCUUCACCAACUGUACUUGAACUAAACAAUGAUCUAAUCUCUUUCGAUACAAACAUCUCUUCGUAUCUGGGAUCAGCCGAGCGCUGGUAUAUCACAUCAGGACUGGCCAGAUUUAUCGAUCAGGUGUUUAUUGCGCGUGCCCAUCUUAUCGGCGCGAUGAAUGAGAAUGGGGCGCUGCGGCUUCAGUUGGACGUCCUCGUCCUCCAGCAAAACCUGAAGAAUAUCAUCAUUGACCCGGGUAUGGAUACAGAUGAGGAAGAAAAUGCUCAGCGGGCAUCUGAGCAGCACCGUGAGGUUGUCGCUCUUCCGCGUAGUGCUAAGUUCCUGGACUGGUUCCUGGAAGGCGCCGAGAAGGCUCUCGACUACGCAAAAGAUGAGAAAGAAUCAUUCGCAACACACCCUGAGAAAGCUUUGGCUGCUGGCAAUGGCGAGCCAUUUACCUACGAUGAACUCAGGAUCCUUGUCGAUCUAUGCUUCUCAGAUAUUCUCAAAGGACCUAGAGGUGCAGAGAACCGGGAAGAGUUCAUGGCUGCAAAGAAAGCGAGCGCAGACGCACUCCUAAGGUUGAAUGAGAUAAUGUGGGAUUCUAGGUAGUAGGGCCUCUAUUCCUUCAAGGACUUGUGCAUUC